This is a messenger RNA of Micropterus dolomieu (smallmouth bass), 3996 nucleotides long. RefSeq names its product PPFIA binding protein 1b (gene ppfibp1b). Gene Ontology annotation, molecular function: protein binding. The record is from RefSeq and is a predicted model, not a curated record. Gene Ontology annotation, cellular component: presynaptic active zone. The transcript is spliced from 27 exons. Gene Ontology annotation, biological process: neuromuscular junction development. Bases 187 to 3078 code for a protein of 963 amino acids. Lineage: Eukaryota; Metazoa; Chordata; Actinopteri; Centrarchiformes; Centrarchidae.
GUUUUCCAGCAAUCUUGUCACUUCGAGAUCAUGGCGUAGCGAUGUGGAUGGACGGGGGCAGUACUGGUGGGCACGGAGAAGUUCAGAAACCAACAACUGAUGAGCUUUUGUAAAUAAUAGCGUAUACAAACGAACGGAAAGCCCGGCAUCUCUUCGAGCAGAGUUUCGGUUUAUCAUUGACUAAAGAUGAUGUCUGAUGCCAGCGACAUGUUGGCAGCUGCCCUGGAGCAGAUGGACGGCAUUAUAGCAGGCUCCAAGUCUCUGGACUACUCCAAUGGGCUGUUUGACUGCCAGUCGCCCACCUCUCCUUUCAUGGGCAGCCUUCGGGCGCUUCACCUUUUGGAAGACCUGAGGAGCGUCCUGGAGUUGAUGGACACAGAGGAAAGGGAGAGUCUCCGCUGCCAGAUCCCUGACUCCACAGCCGACAGUCUGGUCGAGUGGCUCCAUGGUCACCUGUCCAAUGGGCACAUCUCUCUGGCUGUGGGUGACCACUACCAGGAAAGGCUUUCACGACUAGAGAGUGAUAAGGAGUCUCUGGUUCUUCAGGUGAGUGUGCUGACAGACCAGGUGGAGGCUCAGGGAGAGAAGAUUCGAGACCUAGACUUGUGUUUGGACGAGCACAGGGAGAAACUCAACACCACUGAGGAGAUGCUGCAACAGGAGCUUCUGUGCAGAAAUGCACUGGAGACCCAGAAGCUUGAACUGAUGUCUGAAGUGUCCAACCUAAAGCUGAAGCUGAAUUCCUUGGACAAUGAGAGACUUGACUUUGACAGAUUUAGGGACAGUGAGGAUUUGAUUCUUGAAAUUAAUGAACUGCGGUACAGAUUUACAGAGCUGGAGAGUGAAAAACUACAGUACGAAAAGAAACUUAAAUCCACAAAGGAGGAGCUAGCCAUGCUGAGGAGGCAGCUGGAGGGCAAAGACGGAGAGAUGAGGAGGCUACAGGAUGAGACUGACUUCAAAGCCAUUGCCUCGAGCAGUGCAGAUCCUACAGAAAGAGUCUCUCAUCCAGACGAAACUCUUAGAAAGAGGCUGAAAGAAAAACAUGUGGAAGUGCAAAGAAUGAAAAAGGCAGUUGAAUCAUUGAUGGCAGCCAAUGAGGAGAAGGAUCGUAAGAUUGAUGAGCUGAAGCAGUCGCUGCUGCGGUAUAAGAAAGUUCAGGACAUGGUGAUGUCAGUGCAAGGGAAGAAAGAGAAAACCAAAGAUAAUGAACACGUCGAGAGUCAUAGUGAUGGAGCUAUCACAUUCUUGUUAACCAACUCUGGGUCUACGGAGUCAGAAAAGCAUGAAGUUACUGAUGUUGAACAACUGAAAAGGACGAGCCCAGAUGAGUUGGAGAUCCUCAAUGGACUGAGUGAAGAGCCUUCACCCACACCUAGCCCUUCAGACCCAGAACAAGUGUCAGAGUCUGCACCAACAGAUUUAAUAAGCAGCCAAGACACCACAACGACUGGCAGCCAGGACCAGCUGGAUAAAAGCAAUAAUGAAAAGAAUACAAGCGAAGAGAUCAGUAAGAUCAGUGAAAAGCCGCCCAAAGGUCCCUCUGCUACCUUGCCUGCCACCACGGAGGACGACAGCUUUGGCUCGAGGAAGGCUCGUUCAUCUUUUGGAAAGGGCUUCUUUAAAAUCCGUGGGGGCAAGAAGACAGCCAGUAUCCCUAACCUUGACCGCAGCCGGAGUGCAAGUGCGCCUAUGCUAGCUGAGACAGAGCGACAGGGCACUGACCAUCUGGAUCUGGCCGGGCUGCCGCAGAGUUCUUCCAACAGUGACAGCACCCACACACUCCCUACGACCCCAGAGGGCAAGAAAAAAUCCAAAGGAAUUAAGAAACUCUUCGGGAAGCUAAAAAGGAGUCAGUCUACCACAUUUAACCUGGAUGACAACCUACCAGAGGGUGAGUUCAAGAGGGGCGGCGUGCGAGCCACAGCUGGACCCAGACUGGGUUGGUCUCGUGACCUCCAAAGAGGCAACAAUGAUGUUGAUGCUCCCUUUGCACGCUGGUCAAAAGAUCAGGUGUGUGACUGGCUGCAGGAUCAGGGUCUCGGUCUUUACGUGAACAUGGCUCGCGGGUGGAUCUUCUCUGGUCAGACACUGCUACAAGCCUCACAACAUGACCUGGAGAGGGAGCUGGGCAUCAAACACCCACUGCACAGAAAGAAGCUGCAGCUGGCUCUGCAGGCCCUCGGCUCAGAGGAGGAGGACAGUAAGGGAAAGCUGGACUACAAUUGGGUGACGAGAUGGCUGGAUGACAUCGGUCUGCCUCAGUAUAAGACCCAGUUUGAUGAGGGGAGAGUGGAUGGUCGCAUGCUGCACUACAUGACAGUGGAUGACCUGCUUUCUCUGAAAGUGGGGAGUGUCCUGCAUCACCUCAGUAUCAAGAGAGCUAUCCAGGUGCUCCGGCUCAACAACUACGAGCCCAACUGCUUGCGUCGUAGGCCAUCUGACGAGAACAAUAUUUCUCCAGCAGAGAUUUCCCAGUGGACCAACCAUAGGGUGAUGGAGUGGCUGCGGUCUGUGGACCUCGCCGAAUAUGCUCCGAACCUGAGAGGCAGCGGUGUGCACGGAGGCCUGAUGGUUCUGGAGCCUCGGUUCAACGUGGAGACCAUGGCUUUGCUGCUGAACAUCCCCCCAAACAAGACCCUGCUGCGCCGCCACCUCGCCACACAUUUCAACCUGCUAAUCGGCUCAGAGGCCCAGCAGCUCAAACAGGAGUGUCUUGAAAACCCAGACUACACUCUGCUCACCGCUACCACUAAGGUCAAGCCAAGGAAACUGUCAUUUGGCAACUUUGGCAGUCUGAGGAAGAAAAAGCAGGAUGACAGUGAGGAGUAUGUGUGUCCGAUGGAUGUGGAGAUGCCAAAGGGCCGAAGCUUUCAGAAAGGCUUCGAGCUCCAAAUAUAUGAGGACGACCUUGACAGGCUAGAACAGAUGGAGGACUCUGAGGGAACUGUGAGGCAGAUCGGAGCUUUCUCUGAGGGUAUUCAAAACCUGACGAGCAUGCUGAAAGACGAUGAAUUCUUCAAAGAGACUUCAAAUUCACCGAACCUCAGCGUAACAGAUGAGGACUCUACUGCAUGAGAACUGUCACCACCAUGAGACCUGGUCUUACUGUGAAUGAAACUCUGUGCCAACCCUCCCCACUCGCACACAGACUUGUCUCAACAAACCCUAAGAAUGCUCCCACAUUUAGUGUUACGUUAAGAGAUGAUCCAAAAGUAUUACAGUGUCUUUCUUUUAUCAGUUUUUUAAAGGACGUUGUUGAGAACGCCUACAGUCCGGUAGCCGCCAUUACUCCUGACCGUCGUCUCCUUUAAUGUGGUCUGAUGACCGAGGGAACAUUUAGGGCAACACCACUGCUCACCUGCUAGCUGAUUUCUGAAGAUAUUUUGUACUGGCAUCUUUAGCAUCAAAUGUCAUCCAGCAGGGGGGGAAAGACAUCUACAAAAUGCCGAUAUAGAUUUUAAUAUAAUUCUUUUAAAUUGCCUUCUGACUGUAGAAACAUUUUAAAAAAGAGAGAUGGACUUCCUUCAUAAGUGAUAAUGCCGAGAAGCGUUUCCUAUUUUUUUUAUAAGUUCGUAUAAAGUAAUAACUCAGAAACGGCUGCUAUGUUUUCUACAGAACUAAACCUCGCUAAUUUAAUGGAAAUAUUUUAUCAUACGCUGAACAUUUUACAGGUCUUCACUCAACAGUAAUAGUCAACAUGCAUUUGCACCAAUACAUAUCAUAGAGUACAAAGCAUAAGGAAUAUCAUUGCAUGGUAUUGAAAUUCAACACAUUAAUAUAAGAGCUUGUUGUCUAUUUUAUUUUUUAUUAUAAAUAGAUUUUUAAUGGAACCCUUUUGGCUAUUUUCGGAAGAGUGUGGUGACAUGUUCAGAAAAGUUUUUUUUUUUCAAAAUAAUGUUGUAAUGCAAACCUCGACCAUACCUGAGAAGAAAGACUGUGUUGUUGUUUUUUAUGUUUAUCCAUUUAUAAGAUCAAUAAAGUUAUUUAAAUCCG